AUGAAGGCACGGACAAUUUCAAAAUCCCUGCCAAAUAUAUUAGAGGUCAUUCACAAGUAUGCUGAACCCGGGACCAGUCUAAAGACCUACAGUGUUCACAAAGUGCAUGGCUUUUGGGAAAAUGUCUCAAGAGAUUUGGGAGUGCCUAAUACAUGUCUUAAUAGGAAAAAAAUUCUCAAAGCAGUCCUGCAGUAUGAAAAGACCACAUCAGGGGUAGAGGGUCCCUUGCUACAGACUGAUUUUCCUACUGCAGAGACAACCCUUGGAGAUGAUGUUCCUUCCAUUAAUGAGGAAGACAUUGUUCUUGUGCCAAAGUCUCCACAAUCUGUAGGAAAUGUACCUUUACCUUCAAGAAAAGAGGAUGCACUUCAAAAAACUGCAGAGAGCGGCAUCCAUACCCCAGACACACAAUCCCUCGAGAGUGACUCUAAAUCUUCAUCUUCAAAUGCAAAUGCUACGAGGAAUGAAUCAGAUGAAUCAGCUAAGGUCAACACAGACAGUAGCAGUUCAGGAGAAAGAUUUUUCACAUCUGGUUUGCCACAGCAGAAAACUUUCUUUUUCAUAAAUGAGAAUGAAUGGAAGGAGUUACGGCAACAUCAGUCAGGAAGAAUAUUUAAAGGACUGCAUUGGACAAAUAUAAUUGCUAGUGGAAUCAGAACCCUAAAUCCGUACUGCAGUUUUGGAUUUCGAGACACAGUGUGA
Messenger RNA from Oreochromis aureus, 702 nucleotides. RefSeq lists its product as uncharacterized. The record is from RefSeq and is a predicted model, not a curated record. The transcript is spliced from 6 exons. The coding region runs from base 1 to 702 and encodes 233 amino acids. NCBI's taxonomy places the organism in Eukaryota, Metazoa, Chordata, Actinopteri, Cichliformes, Cichlidae.